This is a messenger RNA of Cryphonectria parasitica EP155, 900 nucleotides long. RefSeq lists its product as uncharacterized. The annotation marks the transcript as partial. NCBI's taxonomy places the organism in Eukaryota, Fungi, Ascomycota, Sordariomycetes, Diaporthales, Cryphonectriaceae. The record is from RefSeq and is a predicted model, not a curated record. The transcript is spliced from 3 exons.
UCGUCUAGCACUUUGUUCGAAGGCACAGUGGACGAGCGUGCAGUCUAUCUUGGACCAUGGGAGGUGAUAGAAUCGGACCCUCGCAGGGUCGCCUGGCAGUGCAGUCACCAAGGCGAGACGCUGGAGCAAUUCCUUCCGAUGGGCCUGUCCUCACAGGUUCAACCUGUCACGCUCCACGCCCAGCACCGGCCGUACUCUGACCCAGCCGAGAUGGAGCUGUACGUCAUCUUUCGAGAACCACAACGCGUGCGGUAUACGGCAGCGGAUGGCACGGUCGUGCAUGACGAGGUGAUGGAGGUCAAGUACGAAUUCACCUCACUCGACGGCUCUGCGGGCUUUCAGGGGGAUCUGCGGCGGCAAGAUUUGGUCGACUAUUUCGACGUCGAUGUUGUCUUCAGCGACACACACGGCCGCACCGACUCUCUGACGGGCGCAGUGCGGGGGUUAGUUACGAUCCAGAGGAUCAAGGUGUGGAGGGACAGGCUAUCCAUGUGUCACUGCAUUACGUUCUACUCGAAUCGACCGUCCAGCCGUCGGGAGCGAAGGUAUCGUGAAUACCACGUUGCCGAUUUCCAUGAGGAGCUCAAGAGCCGCGACGACAAGCACAGGGAGUGCCGGCUGGGUGCAAUAGGCAGGCGUGGGAGUGCGCCCAAUGCCGUCCGGGCGAGGAGCUUCUCCAUCUCCUCGCCCACUUCUUGGGACUAUCGUCGCUUCAUGAAGCUAUGGGCAGAUUGUCACGCCGCGGAUAGCGAGUUUCGAGGGAGCUUGCUGCCUCGGGAUCAUGUCGAGCUACCGUCUCCAGCGAUUCGGGCGCGGGAGGCCUUUGAGCCUGAUGCGACGGGAAUGGUAUUCAGAAGCCUGCCUGAGGAUCUGGAAACACUGAACGAGGCGACGAGAUGA